Amphibalanus amphitrite is the source of this 954-nucleotide messenger RNA. It is a transcript of the gene Srp9, whose product is annotated as signal recognition particle 9 kDa protein-like. Gene Ontology annotation, cellular component: signal recognition particle, endoplasmic reticulum targeting. The transcript has 4 exons. NCBI's taxonomy places the organism in Eukaryota, Metazoa, Arthropoda, Thecostraca, Balanomorpha, Balanidae. The coding region runs from base 177 to 413 and encodes 78 amino acids. Gene Ontology annotation, biological process: SRP-dependent cotranslational protein targeting to membrane; negative regulation of translational elongation. Gene Ontology annotation, molecular function: 7S RNA binding. The record is from RefSeq and is a predicted model, not a curated record.
CAUUUAGCAUCAACAUUGAAUUGUCUUGCCCGUGUGUCACACACAGAUGUUAUGUGCACCGUGUGGGACAUUAUUCCAUUUUUGGGAAUUUUUAGUGGUGUACUGUGUCUGAUUCGUCCAAAAAGAUAACCUACAUAACCAAGUUUGGUGCAUCAUUGGUGCGGAAUUGACAAAAAAUGACAUUCUUAAAGUCAUGGCCAGAGUUUGAAAAAGCUGUGGAACAUCUGUAUCUUGCAAAUCCCAUGAAGGUGAGAUACACAAUGAAGUAUGUCCAUUCGGACGGAGCACUUGUGGUGAAGAUAACCGACGACGUCAAGUGCGUGCAGUUUAAGACGGACUCUCAGAGUGAUCUGAAGAACAUCAACGUCCUAGUGGCCAACCUCAUGAGGCAUAUGGCGUCAAAAGAGGAGUGAUGCUGUGGUGUGAGACGAGUGUUGACAAUGUGACGAGCGCGCGUGGAGGUCGGCGUCGUCGGGUACGGCAGACUGAAGACGGCCGAUGGUGGCAGAUAAAAGUCUAACGGAGGCGCGGACGGACGGCCGGCAGUGGCAGGCUGGAACUCGGUGUUUGCAGAUAGUCGAUCGCGGAUGAUGAAAGGCGGUCAGCGGUGGCAAUGGUGACAAAUGUGAAGCAGAUGUUGACAGAUGGACUGUUGAAUGUGACGUGUGAACGGCAUAUGUGCAUGGGCAGGAGCUGUUGCCCUGCUGAAGGCUCUCACCUGUUGACUGAUGUGACCACUGAGUGUAUAUAAUGUCGUGCGCCACUAUGACGUCGGGGACGUCGGCGACGAGCGGCGGUGGACCGUGCCGCGGGGUAUUUAUGGGGUGUCAGGUUGACUAGGCUUGCCAGAGUUUUGAUUUUGUUUUCACUCAAUCAGUUGCCUUCUUUCUCGCUGUGGUGUGCGGUUUGUCCAUAGCAGAGUGAAAUAAUAUAUGAACUAGUGGUGGACAGGCA